AUGUGUAGUUCCUCAAUAAUAAUUCUCUCUUUAUUUUCACUCUUGCCUGUGACAAUACUAGCAGAGAAUGCAGUGAGCCAAGGUGAGUGCAUGGUAUUGAGUAAUUGCAGUGAACAGGGUCCACUGAUACGUUUCCCAUUCAGGCUCAAAGACCAGCCAGACCACUGUGGUUAUCCCGGGUUCGAGUUGUCUUGCACAGAGAAGAAGCAGACUGUGCUAGAUCUUCCAUAUUCAGUGAAGCUCUUGGUGAAGAAGAUAGAUUAUACAACGCAGGAAAUUCGCGUCCAGGACCCGGAUAAUUGCCUUCCAAGACAGCUUCAGAACCUCGAUUUAGCUGGCUCCCCUUUCCAGUUUGAAUUGGAAAAUUCCUGGGAUUACUUUAGGGACUUCACUUUUGUCAAUUGUUCAGUGAAUAAAUCUGCAAAUCAAUACAAUCUUCGUUCCAUCCCUUGUCUUUCUGUUCCUGGUAACCUGGUUUAUGCCAUUCUUUCCAAUGCUGAUCUUGGUGAUUUUGACCUAUCCUCUUGCCGCAAAAUCUACAACAUCUCACUCCCAUAUCGGAUGUCUAACAAUUCUUUUCCCAUGAGCUGGUCAAAAUCGAUAUGUGGAAAAUGUGAAGCAGAAGGUAAGAAAUGCAGACUGAAGAGUAACAACACAGAACCUGUGACCGAAUGCAUUGAAAAACCAAAAACAGAUUAGUGUUCUUAAAUUGCUUUUUGUUAUGCAGGUUCUAUUGUAGGUUCCUUUCUUCUUGUGCUAGUAGUCAUUGUACUCUACUAUGUCUAUACUAAAAAUAAAUCAAGAAAAGAUCAUCAAAUGAAGAUUGAAAAGUUUUUGGAAGAUUACAAAGCUCUCAAGCCUUCAAGAUACACCUAUGCUGAUAUUAAGAAGAUCACAAGUCAUUUCAAGGACAAAUUAGGCGAAGGUGGCUAUGGAACAGUGUACAAAGGAAAGCUUUCGAAUGAAAUUCUUGUUGCAGUCAAGAUCCUUAACAAUUUUAAGGGAAACGGAGAAGAGUUCAUUAAUGAAGUUGGAACAAUGGAUAGAAUCCACCAUAUCAAUGUGGUUCGCUUGGUUGGCUUUUGUUCUGAUGGGUUUAGACGAGCACUUAUUUAUGAGUUCUUACCAAAUGAGUCACUAGAGAAGUUCAUAUUUUCAGCAGUUGAUAAGAACCCAUUACUGGGUUGGGAGAAGCUUCGAAGCAUUGCUCUAGGCAUAGCCAAAGGAAUUGAGUAUCUCCACCAAGGGUGUGAUCAAAGGAUCCUCCAUUUUGACAUCAAACCUCAUAAUAUUUUGCUUGAUCAAAAUUUUAAUCCAAAGAUUUCUGAUUUUGGUCUAGCCAAAUUGUGUUCCAAGGAGCAAAGUGCAGUCUCUAUGACUGCAGCUAGAGGGACUAUGGGCUACAUUGCACCAGAAAUGUUAUCUAGGAAUUUUGGGAACGUGUCCUACAAGUCAGAUGUCUAUAGUUUUGGAAUGUUACUACUUGAAAUGGUCGGAGGGAGAAAGAACAUUGAUGUUACAGUAGAGAAUCCCAGCGGAGUAUACUUCCCAGAAUGGGUCUAUAAUCAUUUGGAUCAAGGGAAAGAGCUGCAGAUUCGGAUUGAGGAAGAGGGCGAUGCUAAAAUAGCAAAAAAGCUAACAAUCGUGGGACUUCGGUGCAUUCAAUGGUACCCAGUGGAUCGUCCUACCAUGAAAACCGUGGUUCAAAUGUUAGAAGGAGAAGGAGACAAUUUAACCAUGCCUCCAAAUCCUUUUUCAUCUACAACUCCAACAAGUACAACUGCAAGCGGGCCACCAAGACCUCUUCAACAAGAGCUGGAAAUCAUCUCAGAACUAGAAUGAAAGUAAUUCACAUUAUUUAUGU
Messenger RNA from Vitis vinifera (wine grape), 1864 nucleotides. RefSeq names its product rust resistance kinase Lr10-like. The record is from RefSeq and is a predicted model, not a curated record. The transcript is spliced from 2 exons. Gene Ontology annotation, biological process: protein phosphorylation. Gene Ontology annotation, molecular function: polysaccharide binding; protein kinase activity; ATP binding. Lineage: Eukaryota; Viridiplantae; Streptophyta; Magnoliopsida; Vitales; Vitaceae.